This is a messenger RNA of Penicilliopsis zonata CBS 506.65, 1188 nucleotides long. RefSeq lists its product as hypothetical. Bases 32 to 1120 code for a protein of 362 amino acids. The record is from RefSeq and is a predicted model, not a curated record. Lineage: Eukaryota; Fungi; Ascomycota; Eurotiomycetes; Eurotiales; Aspergillaceae. Gene Ontology annotation, molecular function: oxidoreductase activity, acting on NAD(P)H. The transcript has 3 exons.
CGAGGUGUUUACUUUUUAUCCCAUUUUAAAUAUGCCUCCAUCCCGAAGAGCAAUUGUCAAAACCUCUCCCGGCGAGGCCCGCCUCGUCUCGGUGGCCAUCCCCCGCAUUCCAGCAGGAUACAUGCUCAUCCGCACGGCGGCCGUGGCCCUCAACCCAGCCGACUGGACGGACAUCGACCAUACCUCGUAUAUAGGAUGUAUUGUGGGACUCGACUACGCCGGCACGGUGGUGCAGAUCGGGGAGGGAGUCAGGAAACCGUUCGCGGUCGGGGAUCGGGUGGCCGGCCUGUCUCAUGGGUGUAACGUCUUGCAACCCUCUUACGGGGCUUUCGCAGAAUAUAUUCUCGUCAAGGCAGAUGUGCAGCUUCGUAUCCCGGAUGGGAUGGGCUGGGGGGAGGCCGCGUCGUUGGGUGUUGGUGUUUUCACGGCGGGGAUGGGCUUGUACCAUGUUAUGGGCUUGUCUUUGCCCGAGAGUGGCAGGGAGAGUGAGAGUACUGACAAGGAUUGGAUGCUCGUUUAUGGAGGAUCGUCUGCUACGGGAUCGAUGGUGAUUCAGCUUGCAAAACUGUCUGGCUUCAAAGUGGUGACGACCUGCUCGCCGAGGAACUUUGACCUUGUCAAACAACGAGGAGCGGAUGUCUGGCUCGACUACCACCACCCACACAUAUUCAGUCUCAUCGCCGAAGCAACGUCCAACUCCCUAAUGCACGCCUUCGAUACGAUUGCUACCGACGAGACAGCAGCCAUCUGCGCGGCGUCCUUUGCGCCAGCCGAUACAAAAGAGGGUGAAAAGGCGAUCUACGUGAGCACGCUGGACCCGACUCUACCCGCCUCGCUCCCUCGACCGGUCGAGAAGAAGUACUUCCUCGGCUACACGCUUGUCGGGGAGGACGUUUUAUUCGAAGACCAGCUCCUCCCUGCCAGCGAAGAGGAUUACCAGUUCGCUCUGCGGUUCGGCGUGCUGGUGGAGAAACUGCUUGGCGAGGGCCGACUGAAGAAUCACCCUGUCGCGACUGGGGUUGGGGGGUCUGGUCUUGAGGGGAUUCUAGGUGGACUGGAUGUUUUGCGUCGAGGAGAAGUGAGUGGGAAGAAAUUGGUUUAUCUUUUGGAAGAGCUUUAAAUGUAUUUCAUUUAUCAAAGGUCUAGCUUGACACCCAAAAGGGUUUCUGCAUUCUUAUAAGCAAAGCG